UUUGAUUAAUGGCACGUUUGUUCCACAUCCGCACCACUGGAGGCAGAGUUUCAGCUCUGAGUCAGGCCACAAGGAAGCAAAGCUGGAUGUAGGUUUAGCGCAGCGCUGGCACCCGGAAACGGGGUCAGAGUGGAGCCUCCGUGGUGGAUCUCUGCGGAGUCACGUGGUUUCCUGCAGGUUUCCGUGUUUACAGAGAUCCGUGGCUGGUCGCACUUCAGUUUCUGCAGAGGACAGAGUGCAGUCAUGGCGUUUCUAAAGACGCACGAACGGACUAAAGACAGAUUUUCUCUGCUGUUGCUGGAUUUGGAGGAGUAUUAUUUUGAACAGCACACUGCGUACCAUGUGACAAGCAGUUCCAAAAAGGAGAGAAAAAUGAGGGGCUCGCUGAAGGUCUGUUCCAGAUCGGUCAUAUUCGACCCAGAGGAUCUCACAGAGCCAAUUUUAAAGAUCCCUCUACGAGACUGUAAGAAGAUUGAGUUUGUGGAGAAAGAGAAAAACCCUUUCAAUGAGCCCAGGCCAUCAGCCAUCUCUGUUUUAUCUGGGCAGGUUAUUUACAUCAAAGAAAGCAACGUGAUAGCACCGUACAGAAAUGAGAGGGGAGCAAAGAAAAUGACCUUUCAGUUGGAAGUUUGGAGUAAAACAGAAGAUGUUGUUCAAACAUUACUUCAGCUUCGCAGAGCCUCCUGUCUGGAAAAGCUUGGAGACCAGACUGCAAUGAUUGCAGCUAAUCUACAGUCACGACUGGCGAGGUCAUCGUUUGACAAAAACUGCUUUCAGAAUGUGGCUGAGAAGCCUCACAUGGAGUGCGCAGUGGAGAUGGUCACGCCUCUGGUGUCCAACCCCGGCCACGUCUGCAUAACCGACGAGAACCUUUACUUCCAGCCGCUGAACGGAUACCCGGAAAACGUGAUCCAAAUCAAACUCCACAGAGUCCGGAGAAUCUACAAAAGACGGCACGGUCUCAGACCGCUGGGUCUGGAGGUGUUCUGCACCGAGAACGACUUCUGCUCGGACAUCUACCUGAAGUUUUACAGCACAGCAGACAGAGAUGAAAUCUACUACUACAUCGCCACUUUCCUGGAGAACCACGUGACGGAGCACACGGCAGAGAGUUACAUGCUGCAGUGGCAGCGUGGUCAUCUGAGUAACUACCAGUAUCUCCUCCACCUCAACAACCUGGCCGACCGCAGCUGCAACGACCUCUCCCAGUAUCCCGUCUUCCCCUGGGUCGUCGCUGACUACACCAGCGCACAGUUAGACAUGAGAAACGCUGCCACGUUCAGAGACCUGAGCAAACCCGUGGGAGCCCUGAACAAAGAGCGCCUGGAGAGACUGCUGGCUCGCUACAGAGGGAUGCCUGAGCCUCGCUUCAUGUACGGCAGUCACUACUCGUCUCCAGGCUACGUCCUCUUUUACCUGGUCAGAGUCGCUCCAGAGCACAUGCUGUGUCUGCAGAACGGCCGCUACGACCAUGCAGAUCGCAUGUUUAACAGCGUAGGUGAAACAUGGAAAAACUGCUUAGAGGGAGCCACGGACUUCAAAGAGCUGAUUCCAGAGUUUUAUGGGAAUGACCACAGCUUCCUGGAAAACAGACUGAGUCUGGAUUUGGGCAGAAGGCAGAAUGGAAGCAUAGUCGGUGAAGUCCUUCUCCCACCGUGGGCCUCAGAUGCCAGUGAUUUCCUGCAGAAGCACAAGGCAGCACUGGAGAGUCAGUAUGUGUCCGAGCACCUUCACGAGUGGAUCGACCUGGUGUUCGGCUUCAAACAGAGAGGCAGUGAAGCUGUGGCGGCUCAUAAUGUGUUUCACCCUCUGACCUAUGAAGGUGGCAUCGACUGUGACAGCAUCGAGGACCCUGACGAGAGAAUCGCCAUGCUGACGCAGAUCCUGGAGUUUGGCCAGACGCCCACACAGCUGUUCAGCAGCCCUCACCCUCAGAGGAUCACGCCGCGGUUCCAAUGCAUCACUCGAAGCGCCAGCAUCAACUCACCUGUCAGUGAACUGUCCCCAGUCUCUCGCAGCGAGGACUCGUCCUUCGAGGACCUGACUGAGGAGAGCAGGAAGAUGGCCUGGGCAAACAUGGGCAACCUGACGCUGGUCUCCAGCCACAAGAUCCAUAAGGAGGCCGUGACGGGCAUUGCUGUGACUCGAGACGGAGCGGCUAUUUUCUCCACAUCCCGAGACUCCACGCUUAAGAUGUUCUCCAGAGAGCUGAAGGAGUUCCAGAGGAGCAUGUCCUUCUCUAACAUGGCCUUGUCCUCAUGUUCGAUGCUGGCAGACGGUAAAACGGUGGCGUGUUCUUCGUGGGACAACAACGUUUAUUUCUACUCCGUCCCGUACGGCAGGCGGCAGGACACGCUGAUGGGUCACGAUGAUGCCGUCAGCGAAAUGUGUUGGUUUGACGACCGACUGUACACGGCUUCCUGGGAUUCCACCGUCAAGGUUUGGCUGUGCGCGUCCGAUGGCUCCUCCAGUCACAAGAGAUCCCAGUUUCAGUUGCUGGCUGAGCUGGAACAUGAUGCUGGGGUGAACACCAUUGGUCUGAAUCCAGCCGGGACUCUGCUGGUGUCUGGCUGUAAAGACGGGACCGUCACCAUCUGGGACACCAGCAGCUACGAAACACUGCAGCAAGUCCGCUGCCACACCGGAACCAUCCACCACAUGGCUUUCAGUCCUGAUAGCCGACAUGUUCUCAGCGUGGGUGCCGACUCCUGUAUGAAGGUCAUCGAUGUUCAGACAGGAAUGGUGAUCUCAACCGCGAAAGCUGAGGAGGAGCAGAGGUGUUUCUGCUGGGACGGGAACUCGGUGCUGUGUGGGGGACAGUCGGGCGACCUCCUGCUGUGGGAUCUGCUCAGCAACGCAGUCACCAAGAGGAUUCCUGCACACUCAGGUGCUGUCACAGCCAUGUGGAUGAACGAGCAGUGCACCGCAGUGAUCACAGGGGGAGAGGACAGACAGGUGACCCUCUGGAAGCUCCAGCGUUAAAGAACUCUUUCGGCUUGGGAGUCAAAGACUUCCAGUGCGAUACCCUGGACCGGUGUCCUGCAGACUACCUGACCCUGAACAGACUCAUGAACCGGUUGAGAAGAGCUGAGAACGUAGUGUAAACGUACAGUGUCACGGAGCAGUUGGGGGGGGGGGUGAUGGCAAAAGUCUCUCUCAACUGUUCUCAAUCCUAAACCAGACUGAAGGUCAUCAGCGGUCCCGCCGGUCUCCAGUUCAAUCUGCUCUUUGAGAGAAAAUGUCCAAUUGCAGUUUUGUGCACGAGAGCAGGAAGCUGAACAGCGUCCAUGCCUUAUUUUUCGGCCUAUUCUACAUCUGUGUACAUUAUUGUUCCCAUGUAUUAUUUGCUAUGCAUCAUGUUACAGGUUUUUUUUUUUUUUUUUUUUUUUUAAAUCAUGUUUCGCUUUUUGUGCAUUUUAUGCUGUGAAGUGGACUCACGCUGUCAGAGCUUCAUGCUGCUCAGGUGUUAAAUUACCAUAUAACGCUUAACUCUGAAAAUACUGUCCCUUUUUUUAUUAGUGUUUUAAGCCUCAGAGAUUCCCACAGACAGAUUGUUACCUUAGGCUGCACAGGACGCGACAAGCAAGAGAUGUAUCAAUAAUUUGUAUUUACGGAGCGGCUCAGUUUUAAUGUGUGGAAACAGCUGUUUCAAAAACCGAACCUUGAAAAACAGAAUUAACUACUUUACCAAGCGAAAUAUUACAAUCAAAGUAUUUAUCCCAAAACAGUUUACAAGGUGUUUCACAAAACAGGAACAGAGGAAAAGAAUAUAAAGAAGAGUCUGCAAACAUAAGAACAAAAGACCCUGAGAAUAAGAGCUCGCAUGCACUGUUUAGUGAGAGGUGAGAAAGUCAGAACCCAACACAAAUGAAACACUCACCUAACGUAGACAUGAAACAUCUGCUUCUUCAGCUUGGAUUCAUGUCCGUUACAGGGGGGACAGUUUUCACGUUUGGGGGGUUACGUCACAUGUUCAGUAGGUUUCAAACUCUCUGAAUUCUGCCAUAAAGUGACUCCUCAUGCUGCCCCCGUGUCCUAAUGCCCAGAGGCAUCCGGCACCUCGCUUUCAUCUGGCAGUGACUCAGGUUUGAACAUUUCUGAGUAGUUCUGUUCACGUUUAACGUGCUUUCCACCGGUGAACAGCGCCAACCAGGACUGAGGGCGUCCUCCUUUCAGUUUCUUUUGACUAAGUUCAAAUUCUAACGUCAAACAGUAGGUGGUGCUCUUUGGCUGCUCAGCCACCCGAGCUGAGUUCUUUCAACCCAAGACAAAUCACAAAGUCCAAACUAAGUGACUAGAGAAGGGACCCCAGUCUGAAGUCUGACGGAGCUCCUCCUCUACUAAUAUCGCUCACAACACACUCUGCAGUAAACAUCUUAACCUAUUUGAACAAUGACGCACAAGUUACGAUAUGCAAACUUUACACAUAAUGUUGGCUACCGGCACUGAUCUCCAUUAAAGGUGAGUACCAUUAGAUUAUGACUACAGGUGUCCUGUUUCACUUCUGCUUCUGCAACCCGGUUUCUGAACAUCUUCCUGGAACAACUGAAUCACUUUGGCUGAUAAAUCUGUCUCUUCAUGAGUCUUUCACUAGCUGCUGGAAAGUGGAUCACACAGAUUGAUACCGAUUUGAAAGAGUGAGGCUCAGUGGCAUCACACAUCCCGUCCUCAUUUCGUCUCUUCUGCAUUUUUCUGUGAACAGAGGACAAAAACAAAAGAUAAAAGGGAGGAUUAACCACUACGUGACGAGACGACUGGACCCAAAGUCCUCGCUGUGUCUUUAGUAACAUCUGCACAACACCAGAAUCAGACUGGCCCAGUGUAUGUGUGAACCAAGCUGCGUCAGCGUAACGACUUUACCUUGAGUUUGCGUAGAUUUGCGAUGGCUUUGAGUAACUUGGGCGUCGGCGGUUUUUGUCCAAACAGAGUCAGACCUUUCUGCCUCUCCUCAUUGGUUUUAGCAGCUGCGGGGCCUUUGGCUUUGAUCAGUUUCCUUUACAAUCACACAGACGCAAUCCUUACUGGGCUGCAUAUUUAAUAUUGAUUUAGUCUUUGAUGUAGUGUAAUAAGGAUUUGAGUUUUUUGGAGAAUUAAUUCGCUCUUACAGUUCUUGACUAAAACAGUCCCAAUAACAGGGACUCACCUUCCCUUCCUGGCCAGCACUUUCUGGGACUCUGGGUAGUGGACCAGGAUGUCAAACAGGUCCUUCUUCUCCAGGACAAAGAGGUUGGCGAAGCCGUGGGCUUUGACGUUAGCGGUGCGCCUGUUUCCUCCAUCCUUAGCAGACUGUAGUAAACUGUGUGUGUGUGUGUGGGGGGGGGUGAAACAUAGGUGUAGCAUUGGAGCCUGAAAGUUCGUCAUUAUCACACCUGCUCACUUAAAACAGACGUGUUACAGUGGAGUGUAAUUUAACUUUGUUUAAUGUAAGAAAAACAAAUGAAGCAAACAUAUUGUCAUGGGUAUGAGAUUUUUUUUUAUCAUGCCAAUCUCUCAAGUAUAUCAGGUCUUUUAUGAAA
Xiphias gladius (swordfish) is the source of this 5516-nucleotide messenger RNA. RefSeq names its product neutral sphingomyelinase (N-SMase) activation associated factor (gene nsmaf). Bases 244 to 2982 code for a protein of 912 amino acids. The record is from RefSeq and is a predicted model, not a curated record. Lineage: Eukaryota; Metazoa; Chordata; Actinopteri; Istiophoriformes; Xiphiidae. Gene Ontology annotation, molecular function: protein binding. The transcript has 31 exons.